AUGGCAAGAAUACCACGCCGCAAAGAUGAGAGAAUCAUUCUCGUCCGAGCCGGCAGGGGAGGAGGAACGGAAAAAUUUGGUAGGGUCCUUUUUCCGCUGGAUCCCUUCUGUCUCGGGCUCGCUUUUGACACACGCCGUGUCCCAGUGGAGCCAGAUUCAACUCCGCUCGAGUGUUUGUUCUGCUUCACCUCGGUCUGGAUGAUUCGACCUCUCAGUCUGCGAGACUACUUUUCUGUCAUGCUCGAAAGACGGGCGCCUAAGACGACAAGGUCGCUAUCCAAUACCUCAACUAUCGAAGCGCAUGCCAAAAAAGAAGCUUUAGCUCCCAAGUUAGACAAUCCCAUGGCCUUUCCUGAAAUCGGAUCGAUCGUUCCUGGCAGGCAGAAGCCUCAUGUUGGCAAGCCCGACGACUCGGUUGCCCUAUCGCAUGUCCUGAGAAGGUGGAUUGAUCGACUUUUCACAGUGAAAGAGGCUGAUUGUUGGAGCCAAGCUCUGGUUGAACCGAAGAGCACCGGCCCGGAAUGA
Messenger RNA from Protopolystoma xenopodis, 525 nucleotides. The record is from the annotation of a GenBank genome assembly. NCBI's taxonomy places the organism in Eukaryota, Metazoa, Platyhelminthes, Monogenea, Polystomatidea, Polystomatidae.